GGAGAAAUGCUAAAACCUAUAAAUGUUGGGUAGUUAUGUUUGUUUGUCUAUGUACUCGAGCUGUUUAUAUAGAUAUAGUCAGUGAUCUCUCUACUGCAGCCUUUUUGUCAUCCUUGGACAGAUUUAUUUCAAGGAGAGGGGUGCCAGCUACUAUGUAUAGUGAUUUAGGUACAAACUUUGUGGGUGCAGCCAGAGAACUGAAAGAACUUAGAGAUGUAUUACUACAGGGUAAUGACCAAAUCAAGUCCUACUGUGAAGAGCGUCACAUCAAUUGGCAGUUCAACCCUCCAUCAGCUCCGAAUUUUGGUGGUUCCUGGGAAGCCGCAGUAAAAUCAAUGAAACAUCACCUCAAACGAGUAAUCAAAGAUCGUCCCUUAACAUUUGAAGAAUAUUCAACUCUAUUAGCGAAAAUAGAAGCUAUCAUGAAUUCCCGUCCUUUGUGUCCAGUGUCAUCCAGCCCUUCCGAUGGGUUUGAUUAUUUGACUCCAGGACAUUUUCUUGUGGGUGCUCCUCUACUCUUAAGUCGCCCUGAAGAGGAUCUGUCAAUUCAACCCAUAAACUUUCGAUCGAGAUGGCAGCUUAUCUCCCGAAGUGUUCAGGAUUUUUGGCAGAGAUGGUCUCGAGAAUACAUUCACACCCUCAUGCAUCGCCCGAAGUGGGAUACUACCAUUCCAAACCUCACUCCAGGGAAGAUGAUACUUCUUCCAGCCAAGAACCUUCCUCCAACAUCAUGGUCCAUUGGCCGAGUCCUCGAAGUGUAUCCUGGUAUAGAUGGAACCGUUCGGGUGGCGCAGAUCAAGACUGCUAGUGGAACCUUCACUCGUCCUGUGAAUAAACUAUGUCUAUUGCCUUUUCAAGAUUAAGCUUCAAUGUUUUUAUGUGUUUGUUUUAAAAUAUUCAUUUUGGGUGGGGGGAUGUUUGGGCCAUCCUUAUUUCCCUCCAAUCUCCUUAAUCUGGUGGAAAGUGAGUGAACUAAGUAAUGCAGUGUUUGUGUUUGAUUGGUGCUGAACUCUGGUGGGCAAAGCCUGAACUUUGGU
Molecule: messenger RNA, 1037 nt
Organism: Macrosteles quadrilineatus (aster leafhopper)
Lineage: Eukaryota; Metazoa; Arthropoda; Insecta; Hemiptera; Cicadellidae
Exons: 1
Coding region: 36-863 (275 amino acids)
Biological process (GO): DNA integration
Molecular function (GO): nucleic acid binding
Source: RefSeq, a predicted model, not a curated record